CAAGUGCCUGCGCGUGAAGGAUUUGCGGCCGGUGGUAGCAAACCCACCACGACGGAGUGCCCCAGGCAAACGGGGCCACAAGCUCGUGUUUCGGGGAAGGAGCAAUUCCCCCCCGCCAACCGACGCUGGGUCCCUCCAUCAACACUGCGCCACAAGGAUGCAUCGACGGCGAGCGACGCCCGCCACGACCUCGUCUUCCGCAAGGUGCGCGGCAUCCUCAACAAACUCACGCCCGAUAAAUUUAAGAAGCUGAGCGAUGACUUGCUGCGCACCGAACUGUCAUCAGGCAUCAUCCUCAAGGGCGUCAUCCUGCUGAUCUUCGACAAGGCGCUCGAUGAACCCAAGUACUCGUCUAUGUACGGGCAGCUGUGCAAGCGGCUAUCGGAGGAGGCACCCAACUUUGAGCCGCCUGACCGCCCGUGUACCUUCCGCCUGCUGCUGCUCAACAAGUGCAAAGUCGAGUUCGAGCACCGCUCCGAGCUGCUGGAGCAAUAUGGACGCCGCAAUAGUCAGUCACUGGAAGACGAAGAGCGCCGCCAGCUCGCCAAGCGCAAGAUGCUCGGCAACAUCAAGUUCAUCGGUGAGCUCGGCAAGCUGGAAAUACUUUCGGAAAACAUCCUGCACCGGUGCAUUCAAGAGCUGCUGUGCGCACGGCGCGGCGACGACCCGUCCGAGGACCUCGAGUGCCUGUGCCAGAUAUUGCGCACGUGCGGCCGCAACCUGGACACAAACAAGGGCAAAGGGCUGAUGGACCAGUACUUUGAGCGUAUGGAGACACUGGCGGAGAAUAUGGAUCUGCAGCCGCGCAUCCGCUUCAUGCUCAAGGACAUCAUUGAUUUACGCAGAGAUAAAUGGGCGCCGCGGAAGGUGGCUGUGGUCGAGGGGCCGGUGCCGAUCAAUCAGAUCCGGCCGGCGGACGACGACCGCCCGUCCUACAGGCGCGACCGGGACCAUCGGGGCGAUCGCGAUCAUCGUGGCGACCGCGACUCGGAUCGCUCCAACAAUGUGCCGGAUCUCUUCCGCCAUCCGAUGAAGACGCGCUCCGGCCUGGACGAGAUGAUUAUGGGUAACCUUGGCGGGUUACACUUUAACUCGUCUUCGGCCAAUCUUAUUCCCACUCAUGCUUUUGGCUCAAAUGGGUUUGGGGGAGGAGGCGGUGGUGGUGGCGGUGGCGGUGGCAACCGCGAUCGUGAUUAUCGCGCCCACAAUAAUCAGCGCUCCAACUCCAACUUUAACAAUUUCAGCAGCAAUCAACGCGGCCAGUACAAGCACAACCAGAACAACGGCAGUAACAAUUACAACAAUCAAUCCAACAAAGAUUUAGCACCGCGUUUCAAGCGCAACCUUAUCGUUUCAAAGGAGCAGAAUUUGAACGAGCUGGAGCUGCGUCCGCCGCCCAACUCGAUGCUCUUUAGCAAACCGUCGGUGAAGACGCAAAACCUGAUGAAUGCCAAGCCCGUCGACCCGCCGCUCAACUCGAACUCUGUUGCCCCGAAACAACAAACCCCGCUUCACAAGGAGCCGUUGCCGAUCAGGCCGGCUCCCACUGAAAAACCCAAACAGCAAAAGAAGGAGAAACAGGGCGUUAGUAAAGAGGAGGUUCUGAAGAAGUUCGCAUCGAUCAGCGAGGAUUACAUUAAGGGCGAAUCCACUCUUCAGCAGUCCGUAGAAUGCUACAAGGAACAAAAAGUACCAGAGAAGUUUGCGAAGGAUGCCGUUGUCAAUACGCUGAAGAUGAUUACACUUGAGAAGAAUCCUGAAGAGAAAAGCAAGUUUAUCGAAUUGCUCGCCGAACUGAAACGCGAGAAUCAAUUGACUACUCUUGUGUUGAACGAUGCCUUCAAAACACUCUGCCAUCUUAUUGAUGAGUGUGAAAAUGAAAAGGAGAAAAUUACUGGAUCAUUGGCGGUGAUUUUUGCUGCCGGAUACAACGAGAAGUUGAUCACUUUGCAGGAGUUGGCGUUAUUUACGGAACAUGGCGCUUAUUACCCGCUCUUUUUGGACACAUUGCACGAGAUUCGACAGAUACAGAACGAUAAGCAAUUGAGUGUUGCUUUUAAUGAUGCGAAAAUUGAGUUGUUGGGGCAGAUACCCGAGAAUGAUCGUACCAAGGAGCGUCUGGCGCAGAUCCUCGAGGAGAAACGUCUGACGUUCUUAUGUCCGAUGCUCCUACUUGAGGCGGACCUCGGCAAACAGCUGGCGGCCGAUCCCAAUCCUCAGCAGUUCUACAAGUGGAUUAAGGAGAACUUGGAAACCAUUGACUUCAAUGAUCCUGGGUUCAUCACCGCUCUUAUGACUGUACUGCUCAAAUAUAUCACUCAAGAGGCGUUAAUAGAAUCCGGAGGUGAUGACAAGGCCAUCACCGAGAAGGAGAAGCAACUUUUGGACCGCUACCAACCCAUACUGCAUGCGUUCCUGCACGAGAAACCUGGCUUGCAGCUGAUCGCUAUAUACGCGCUUCAGGUGCACUUCUUCUCACAGCAAUUUCCGCGUGGUCAGCUACUGCGUUGGUUCAAUGCGCUGUACGAUUUGUCGAUCGUCGAAGAAGAGGCAUUCCUCAACUGGAAGGAGGACAUCACCGACGUGUAUCCAGGAAAAGGCCAAGCUCUAUUUCAGGUAAACCAAUGGUUGACUUGGUUGCAAGAGGCCGAGUCGGAGGAGGAGGAAGGCGAUGACUAGACACGGGGAACGGUACGUGUUUGCAAUUAAUAACGAUACAAUAUGCUCGAGCAGAGGCGGCGCGGCGUCACGUUCGUCGCGCCCGUCCUCUCUCGCCCGCCCCCCAUUCACAUAUUCGAAGAGACGGAGACUUACCCACGACUAGCAACACCACCACGAGCGCGCGCGUCACUUAGAAGAAAUUUUCAAUAAUGUUUAAGUUGUCUAAGAGUAUCUCAUCCCACCGAAUCAGCCCCUUUUUUACUGCUAUCAUAAUUUUUGGUGUCAAUCCGAUGUUUAUUUAAGUAUUGCAAUUAGUAAAUUGUCCUUAGGUGUAGUUUAUGUUCAAUGCGAUGGCAUCCGGCGCGCCCGGACUUAGUGAAAUUGUACAUUAAGCUGUUAUUAUUUUUACUUUUUACAAUUAUGUGUGGAAUGAAUGGUUUUUAUAAUAAUUUUUUUUAGACAGAUGAGCGGACUGUAGAAGCCGUGAUGUGUUAUUAUCCAAUACUUACUUUAUACAUUACCUAACAUUUAACAUAUUUAGAGAAAAGUACCGAAACAAGAAAGCGCGUUUUUACGAAAAUAAAAUCCACAAAAGCAACAAAAAAAUACUACUAACAAAAAUAUCAUUAACAUACAUUACACACGUUCUCUGUUACACAUUGAAUAUUUUGCAAUCCUCAAGAACUUAUCUCGAAGCGUUUAAUUUAAACAUUAUUAUUAUAUCACUGUAUAAAUACUAUUAAUACACACACACAAUCAAUGAGAACUUGUACGCGGUAUAGUUUUUUAAAUGGGUAUUUACGAUUUUAUUCAAACUUGAUACCGUAAAACUUUUUAUAAUAUAUUUAUAUUUGUUCGUUGAUCGAUCAAUAAUUAAUUGUAAAACAGGCAGGCAUGCGAUAAGCUUGGAGCGAUUUAUUGGUAUGAUGCAAGAACACUUUGAUGUCAAUUUACAUUCUCUUUAAGUUAGAAAACGUGAAAAAAAAUCGCAAAAUUCAAAAAAUUAUUUCAAAUUCGCUGUAUACACUUAGCUUAGAAUUUCAUCACCAUCAAUAAAAAAUGUACUCAAUGUACUAUCACCAUUCAA
This is a messenger RNA of Dalotia coriaria, 3748 nucleotides long. It is a transcript of the gene NAT1, whose product is annotated as N-acetyltransferase 1. Gene Ontology annotation, cellular component: eukaryotic translation initiation factor 4F complex. The transcript has 4 exons. The record is from RefSeq and is a predicted model, not a curated record. Gene Ontology annotation, molecular function: mRNA binding; translation initiation factor activity; protein binding. Lineage: Eukaryota; Metazoa; Arthropoda; Insecta; Coleoptera; Staphylinidae. The coding region runs from base 355 to 2679 and encodes 774 amino acids.